UCUAUUUUUCAAAAAGAGAAGCUCUGUUUGAGGAGCCAUCCGAUCUGCAGAUUUCUUCCCUAGUCCCCAUAUCAGGGUCGUGGCUGGAACUUUCCACCAAUUCUUCCCUUUAUUUCCUCUCUCUCUCUCUCUCUCUCAUUCUCUUUCUCUCUCUUUCUCAUUCUCUCUCUCUGGCUUGCCUGCCGGUGCCUGUCACAGCAAAGUCAGACCUACAGAGUAUGGUUGUUAAACUCUGUGAAAUCUGUCACAAGGGUGUCAGGUAUUUCUAAAUGGCUUCCAAGAAAAACUUCAGAUAAGGAAAUCUCCUGGAGCGUUUGCAAAGCUGCAUUUGGAGGCUCCCAGAAGGUGAAGUAGAAGGUGGAGGCAAAACAGCAAAAUAAAAGAUGUCCCCAGAGCCAACGCCUGACCAGUUGGGAGUGAGAUAUAGUCACUUCGCCUGGGGUGCGCUUGAGCACACUCAACUUCUUUUCUAUUGAAGAUCGAAGCCUUAGCAAGAUUAUGCUGCUUUCACUUAGCCUUCUGUUGCCUGUAGUGGUUCCAUGUAGUUUUGUAACUGUCUCAGCCCAACAGCAUUGGAACUGUCCUGCCGAGGGGAAGGGGACUUCCACUUGUAUGGGUUCUGCGCCUUUCUUGAUUUUCUCCCAUGGAAAUGGCAUCUUUAGGAUUGAUCCGGAAGGAACGAAUCACAAGCAGUUGGUGGUGGAUGCUGGCACCUCCGUGAUCAUGGAUUUUCACUACCAGAAGGAAAGAAUCUAUUGGGUGGAUUUAGAAAGACAACUCUUGCAAAGAGUUUUUAUGAAUGGGUCGAGGCAGGAGGUAGUGUGCCAUAUCGAGAAAAAUGUUUCAGGAAUGGCAAUCAAUUGGAUAAAUGAGGAAUUGAUCUGGUUCAGUCAACAGGAAGGAAUCAUCAGAGUAACAGAUAUGGAAGGAAACAAUUCUCGAGUACUUGUAAACACCUCACAUUAUCCUGCAGACAUAGCAGUUGAUCCAGUAAAAAGGUUUAUAUUUUGGUCUUCAGAGGUAGCUGGUAGCCUUCACAGAGCAGAUUUGGGCUGUGUGGAAGUGAAGACCCUGUUACAGACACCAGGGAAAAUAACAGCCUUGUCGUUAGAUGUGCUGGAGAAACGGAUCUUUUGGAUUCAGAGAAAGAGAGAAGGCAGUAGUUCUCAUAUUUGGUCCUGUGAUUAUGACGGAGGCUCAAUCCAUCUUCUUACACAGCAAACAAGGCACCAUUUGUUGGCUAUGUCCCUUUUUGGUGACCGUAUCUUCUACUCAACACUGAAAAGGGAGACAAUCUGGAUAGCCAACAAACACACUGGGAAGGAUAUGGUUAGAAUGAACUUCAACGCAUCCAUUGAAGCACCCACUGAACUUCAAGUAGUGCAUCCCUUUGUACAGCCCAGCAUGGACGGUGGUGCUCGGGACUCUGGGCAGAAACUCUGCAAGCUGAAGAAAGGAAACUGCAGUCGGGGCCUGUGUGGACGAGACCCCAAGUCCCAGUUGUGCGCAUGUGCGGAGGGCUAUACUUUAAGCCCAGAUGGAAAGCACUGUGAAGAUGUCAACGAAUGUGCCCUUUGGAGUCAUGGCUGUACUCUUGGAUGUGAAAACAUCCCUGGAUCCUAUUAUUGCACGUGCCCUGCUGGCUUUGUCCUUCUUCCGGAUGGGAAACGGUGUCACCAAUUUGUUUCCUGUCCAAGCAACGCAAGUGAAUGUAGCCAUGGCUGUGUUCUGACGCCAGACGGCCCCCGGUGCUUCUGUCCUGAAGGCUCAACACUUCAGACAGAUGGAAAAUCAUGCAGUGGCUGUUCAUCACCUGACAAUGGUGGAUGCAGCCAACUCUGCAUCCCUCUCAGCCCAAGAUCCUGGGAAUGUGGAUGCUUUCCUGGGUAUAAUCUACAGCUGGACCAAAGAAGCUGCACAGCUUCAGGACCACCACCAGUUUUGCUGUUUGCCAAUUCUCAAGAUAUUCGACGCAUGCACUUUGACGGAACAGAUUAUGGAACCCUGCUCAGCCAGCAAGUGGGGACAGUUUUCGCCCUCGAUUAUGACCCAGUGGAGAACAAGCUCUAUUUUGCCCACACAGCCCUGAAAUGGAUAGAGAGAGCUCGCAUGGAUGGUUCUCAGCGAGAGAGGCUCAUCCAGGAAGGAAUAGACAUGCCUGAAGGUCUUGCUGUGGACUGGAUUGGCCGUCGAAUCUACUGGACGGACAGAGGGAAAUCUGUCAUUGAAGGGAGUGAUCUAAGUGGUAAACAUCGUCAACCAAUCAUUAAGGAGAACAUCUCUCAGCCACGAGGAAUCGCUGUUCACCCAGUGGCCAAGAGAUUAUUCUGGACCGAUACAGGGAUUAAUCCGAAAAUUGAAAGCUCUUCCCUGAAAGGCUCCGGCCGGCUGGUGAUAGCCAGCUCUGACCUGUUGGAGCCCAGUGGACUUACCAUUGACUAUUUGACAGACCUGUUGUAUUGGUGUGAUGCCAAGCGGGCUGUCAUUGAAAUGUCCAAUCUGGAUGGUUCCAAACGCCAAAGACUUGCCCAGAAUGAUGUAGGUCGCCCCUUUGCUCUAGCUGUGUUUGAGGAUCACCUGUGGAUCUCGGAAUGGGCUAUGCCAUCGGUAAUAAGGGUGAACAAGAGGACUGGCGCAAACAGGGUAUGUCUCCGAGGCAGCAUGCUGAAGCCCUCGUCUCUGGUUGUGGUCCACCCAUUGGCAAAACCAGGUGCUGACCCCUGCUUACAUCAGAAUGGAGGCUGUCAACAGAUUUGCCAAGAGAGCUUUGGGACUGCUCAGUGUUCCUGUCAUGAAGGUUUUACAAAAGCUCCCGAUGGGAGAAUGUGUCUUGAUCCAAAGAGUCAUCGGCCAGCAGCUGGUGGUGAAGGAAAUGGCGGCAACCAUGUGGCACUGCUGGACCAUGUACCCCAGCCUGGAGCGUCCAGAGAAAACGCCACAGAACCACAGGCCAUGUUAAUGGAAAUCAUGGUGUCAGAUGGAGAUGACUGUGGCCCUGGCGGAUGCAGCAGGCAUGCCACGUGUGCAUCUGAAGGAGAGAAUGCCACCUGUCGGUGUUUGCAAGGCUUUGCCGGUGAUGGAAAAGGAUGUUUUGAUAUUGAUGAAUGCAUGCUGGGUACCGCAGCCUGCCCACCCACCUCUUCCACAUGCAUUAACACCGAAGGCAGCUACGUGUGCCGGUGCUCAGAAGGCUUCCGAGGAGAUGGGAUUCACUGUCUGGAUGUGGACGAGUGCCAGCUGGGGGUUCAUGGCUGUGGAGAGAAUGCCGACUGCAUGAACACGGAGGGAGGCUACACCUGCCAGUGUGCAGGCCUCAUAUCUCAACCUGGGCUGCCUUGUCCCGAUUCAACUUCACCCUCUCCCCUUGAGGAAGAUGGCCGCCAUCUGGUCAGGAAUAGCUACCCUGGAUGUCCCCCCUCCCAUGAUGGGUACUGUCUCCACGGCGGUGUGUGUAUGUAUGUCGAGGCAGUAGACAGCUACGCAUGCAACUGCGUGGUGGGCUACAUCGGGGAGCGAUGUCAGCACCGAGACUUGCGAUGGGAGCUGCGGAAUGCCAGCCAUGGGCAGCAGCGGGACGUCACCGUGGUGGCGAUCUGCGUGGUGGUGCUGGUCCUGCUGCUUGUGGUCGGACUCUGGGAGGCACGCCAGUACAGGAUUCGGAAGCAGCUAUUGAAAAACCCAAAGAAUCCUUAUGAAGACCCAAGCAGCAAUGGUGUGAGCGGCGGUGGCGGUGUGAGCAGCAGCCGACCUGCCAGCAGCGAGGUGGAGAUACCUUCUUGUCCCCAGCCAUGGUUUGUGGUCAUAGAGGAACACCAAGACUUUGGGAACAGGAUUCAGUCCACCGUUGCUGAGAAAGGCCAGACAGCAGAGGUGGGGCCCAGUGAACAGUUCUCUUUACCUGGAUCCUGAGUGCUCUCUCAUCGAAGGUCUCAUCCGACCGCCUAACCAUAAUGAUGGUUGUAUAAGCUAUGUGCGCAGCUGGGCUGUGUUGAAAUGCCAGAGGGUUUUAGAGAAACAAAUUUGCAUUGUAGUUCUAUCCUCUGUGGGGUCACUGCAUUCACACAAAACUCUAG
Messenger RNA from Dipodomys ordii (Ord's kangaroo rat), 4073 nucleotides. RefSeq names its product epidermal growth factor (gene Egf). Bases 499 to 3909 code for a protein of 1136 amino acids. The record is from RefSeq and is a predicted model, not a curated record. The transcript is spliced from 23 exons. NCBI's taxonomy places the organism in Eukaryota, Metazoa, Chordata, Mammalia, Rodentia, Heteromyidae. Gene Ontology annotation, molecular function: calcium ion binding.